AUGGUGAUGGCCGUCAUCGGCAGCGGCGGACACACGGCGGAGAUGUUGACACUUGUCAAGUCGCUGACAGAUAGCACCGACACGACCAAGCUGAACAUUGGAGAGACAAUGAUCGAGGAGAUCAUCUUUGUGGCCUCCAACAGUGACCAGUUAAGCCUACAGAAGCUACACGAACAGUACCCACAGCUGGGUGAUCCUCAGCGGCAACAGCCUCCAUUCACCUAUCGCCUGCUGACCAUCACCCGAAGCCGAUCGGUCCACCAGAGCUACUUCACUUCCGUCUUCACCACUCUGGUGUCCCUCUUGGACUCCUUCAAGUUGAUCUUCUCACUACGUCCUCAAAUGCUCCUCUGCAACGGACCUGGUGUUUGCAUUCCGCUCGUCUUUGCGGCUCGCCUUCUCUCACCCAACUCACUGGUCAUCUUUGUGGAAAGCUUCUGUCGGACGCAGACACUUUCACUGAGCGGCAAAAUUAUUUACCACCUCCGACUAGCGGAUCACUUUCUGGUUCAGUGGCCCAAGCUGGUGGAGCAGUACGAUAGAGCCAGCUACCUUGGCGGUACGCUCGUCUAG
This is a messenger RNA of Rhagoletis zephyria (snowberry fruit fly), 573 nucleotides long. Lineage: Eukaryota; Metazoa; Arthropoda; Insecta; Diptera; Tephritidae. The record is from RefSeq and is a predicted model, not a curated record.